This is a messenger RNA of Acanthoscelides obtectus, 576 nucleotides long. The record is from the annotation of a GenBank genome assembly. Lineage: Eukaryota; Metazoa; Arthropoda; Insecta; Coleoptera; Chrysomelidae.
UGACAUCAUGUACAAAAGGCAAAAACUAAAUGCAUUAAAAGUUUGAUCCCAUAGUUCUGAAACACCCUGUGUAGAGUGCCAGCCGAGAGUGCCUCCUGGCGGAUUUACCCAUGCAGUGUCGCCACGCACCAGGUAACCUAUUGAUGUUGGUCGGACACGGAUAAUUAUUAUUAUUCAUUUUUUGUUGGUCUUUCACCAUUACACACGGGGUAUGUACACAAUAGAGGAGGAAUUCACUUCAGCCUAUUGCGAAGAACUUUCGUACUAUCUGAUAUGUUUGUCAAAUGCGCUCGAACUCUCUAUGUGUGAGUGGAGAUUUACAGAGACUGUCUCUUCCACAGCCACUACUACUGGUAUUAUGUACACAUCUAAUAGUUUCCAAAUAUUUUUGAUUUCAAUUGCAAGGUUUUCAUACUUUUCAGCCUUCGUGUAUUCGGUUUUAAUUAUGAUGGCUGUGAGUGGCACUGCUAUGUCGAUUAUGUAUGUUUUUCGUUUAUUUUUAUCAAUCAGUAGUAUAUCUGACCGGUUAUAGUCAACUGUCUUAUCAGUUAUGACUACCCUAUCCCAGUACAAGAG